CACCACCACACCACAACCCUUACAUACUCUACUUUAGCUCCAGGCUCGCACAACACCAACGUCAACGUUAACGUCAACAGUGUACGAUGGCCAGCAGCGUGAUCCUCACGACACUAUCAAUUCCGUUCCGUCUCCUCUCUCCACCCGUGCUAUGGCUAUUAUCACCGGUCAUCAUGCUGCUGCGCAUAACCGCACGCGUAUUAUCCUUCCUGGUUAACAGUCCGGGCGCAUUGAUAUCCCGCUUCAAGACAUUAUACAUCUACUGCGGCACAGCGGCGAUAAUCGGAGCGGUAGCGGGCUCUCUAGUAGCGCUGUUAUCAUACGGACUUGCCUCUGGGCUCGGGCUGCUCACGCCUCCAGCAGCGCCGCCAACCAGCGGCACCCCCGGCAGCACGGCAUCAAAGCCCGCCAGCUCCGACGACUACUCGCCCUCUCCGUCGCCGACGCCGGAGCCGCCCGCGGUGAACCUGCGGCUGCGCCGCCCUUCGGUGCCGACGAUCCUGGAGGAGGACGAAGAUUCCGAUGACGACGCGGGGAGCAGUAGUCGUGCGCGGCAGGCGCGCCGGAGGUUGCUGGAGAGACAGAGACGCAGGGCGUGGCGCGAUGGAAAUGCUGAUGCUGAUGCUGAGGAGGAGGACAAGGAGCAGUCGUCGAGCUUCUGAUUAACUACUCCUCGAACCAACCACACGUGUGGUCUUUUGUUUCGAAUCAUCCAACCUGUACUUUAUGGUCUUGCGUUUUGUUGUCUAAUACCAAUUCGUUCACAGUCAAUCAUCUUGGA
Messenger RNA from Tricharina praecox, 781 nucleotides. RefSeq lists its product as uncharacterized. The record is from RefSeq and is a predicted model, not a curated record. The coding region runs from base 87 to 662 and encodes 191 amino acids. NCBI's taxonomy places the organism in Eukaryota, Fungi, Ascomycota, Pezizomycetes, Pezizales, Pyronemataceae. The transcript is spliced from 2 exons.